AUGGAAACUGGAAAUUGCAGUACAGAGAUGGAUUUUAUACUUGUUGGUCUUUUCCAAUAUGGACACAUGAAUAGUUUUCUAUUUGCUGUCAUCGCCAUCCUCUUCUCUGUGGCUCUGGUGGGAAAUAUCACACUGAUCCACCUCAUUCGAGUGGACUCCAAACUCCACACUCCUAUGUACUUUCUCCUCAGCCAGCUCUCCACCAUCGACAUGAUGUACAUCUCCACCACUGUACCCAAGAUGGCAGCUAACUUUCUCUCCAAUACCAAGACAGUUUCAUUUGUGGGCUGUGAGAUUCAAGCCUUUGUGUUCCUCAGCCUUGGAGCCUCUGAGGCCCUUCUUCUGGGUUUCAUGUCUUAUGAUAGAUACAUAGCCAUCUGUCAUCCUUUGCGGUAUCCUGUGCUCAUGAGCUGGAGGAUCUGUUGGUUCAUGGUCACCUGUGCAUGGAGCAGCAGUUCUAUCAAUGCUUUAGUGCACACAGUCUAUGUGUUUCAGCUUCCAUUCUGCAGAUCCAGAGUCAUUAAUCACUUCUUUUGUGAAGUUCCUUCUAUUCUGCCAUUAGUGUGUCAGGACACAUCCCAGUAUGAGUACACAGUUCUCUUGAGUGGCCUAAUAAUUUUGCUGUUCCCUUUCAUGGCCAUUCUAGCUUCCUAUGCUCGGGUACUUGUUGUUGUGUUCCAGAUGCGCUCAGGUAAAGGACAGACAAAAGCUCUUUCCACUUGUUCCUCCCAUCUCAUUGUGGCAAGCAUGUUCUAUGUAACUACUCUGUCUACCUACACCCAGCCACACAGGUUACAUUCCCCUUCCCGGGACAAGGUGGUGGCAGUGUUUUACUCCAUCGUCACUCCUCUUCUGAACCCGUUUAUCUAUAGCUUGAGAAAUAAGGAGGUUCUGGGAGCCAUGAAGAGACAAUUAGACUCACACACAUUAGUAUAG
Dipodomys ordii (Ord's kangaroo rat) is the source of this 936-nucleotide messenger RNA. Its product is annotated as olfactory receptor 2AK2. The record is from RefSeq and is a predicted model, not a curated record. Bases 1 to 936 code for a protein of 311 amino acids. Gene Ontology annotation, molecular function: olfactory receptor activity; G protein-coupled receptor activity. Lineage: Eukaryota; Metazoa; Chordata; Mammalia; Rodentia; Heteromyidae. Gene Ontology annotation, biological process: G protein-coupled receptor signaling pathway. The transcript has a single exon. Gene Ontology annotation, cellular component: membrane.